Molecule: messenger RNA, 6870 nt
Organism: Parus major (Great Tit)
Lineage: Eukaryota; Metazoa; Chordata; Aves; Passeriformes; Paridae
Gene: POT1
Product: protection of telomeres 1
Exons: 17
Coding region: 3080-5125 (681 amino acids)
Biological process (GO): regulation of telomere maintenance via telomerase; telomere capping
Cellular component (GO): chromosome, telomeric region; nuclear telomere cap complex
Molecular function (GO): telomerase inhibitor activity; G-rich strand telomeric DNA binding
Source: RefSeq, a predicted model, not a curated record
ACUAGAAAGAAAAAAAAAGUAUUUGCUUACGUAAAUUAUUUCUCACACUAAUAUUGAAAUAAAGCAAUUCUUUUUAUGAGUGCUGUUUACCUAGCAAGCAAAGGAUCAUGAAUAUGGAUAAUAGAGAAGUCACUCAUUUAUAUUCGUAUUUUGAAUGUUUUGCCAUUUGAUAAAAUAUGUUUUACAAUUAAAUUCACUUAAAAGACAGUUAUACUAAAAGAUUUUAAAAAAAAAUAAAUUCAAAACUGUCCAUACAGAGUUGUUUUACUGACUUGGUGCCAGUGUAUUGCUUUGUCAGAAAUAGAAGUUUGGUUAGAUUGGCUCCAGGUAAGAGACUUAGACAAGUCAGCCUAUGAAUUUCUGAGACAGUGUUACCACUAAAGAAGGAAAACAAGAUGAAAACAGUUAUCUCAGUCUUUUUAUAAGAUUGCAGAUCAGUUUAUUGAUGUGUCAGUAUUAGCCAAAUAUGAAGUUGAAAUUAGUAUAUGAUGCAUUAUGAGCUCAUGUUAGUGCUUUUUGAUUUGUGAUACAAAUUCACACUAAAUGGUAGAAUGGGUUGGGCUGGAAGGCACCUUUAAAGGUCAGCCAGUCACAACCUUCCCACCACAGGGAGGGACAUAUGGGCAGGAACAUAUUUCACCUCUUUAGAUUGCUCCAAAGCCCUAUCCAGUCUCACUUGGAACACUUCCAAUGAUGGGGCAUCUACAAUCUCUCUGGGCAAAUUACAGUGUUUAUACAGGUUUUUUUAUUCCAAGGAGUUUUGAAUUCCUUUGAUGGGGAAGCUGGGGUGGAAAGUUCCUGAACUAAUUUGCAAAAUGUGCAAGCUGCAGAAUCUUUUUAAAUUUAGUGAACGAAUCAGUUUUGUCCUGAUAAAAAUACAAAUGUUGAACAAGACACUGAGCAGCAAUAAGAAGAGAAAAAUAUCAUUACUAAAGAGCUGGGUAGAAAACUACAACCCACAGGCAACAGCCCUUAGGUGAGGUGUGUUAAAAUCUCAAUUUGUUCUUCCCCAGUGAACUGAGCCUUUGUGGUCUUCCCUUAUGUCUCAAAUGAGAUUUUAAUUUUGGAAGACUAUGAGACAACAAUGAUUUCUGCAGCUAGCAGAGUUUCAUAAAAAGUCCCAUUUUUUAGCCAUUUAAAAAUUACUUCAGUAAGGUCUAGUACUGCUUAUUUGCUGUAUGCCAUUUCAGAUUUUAGUAUUUUUUAAUUUCCAUAUCAUUCUUGGCAUACUAGAAGAAAUGUAGCUAAGUAGCUGGGGGAGGAGCUGGCAAUUUCCAAAAAUACGAGUAACCAUAUUGUCUUCUGAGAGUCUUCUCGAUCUGGAAGAGAAUAACCAUCAGGAAAAAUAUUGUCUUUCCUGUAUUUCACAGUUUUUGAAUGAGGAAAAGAGAUUUUUUUUUGCCAUUUAAAGAUGAUGUUUGAAUCUCAUCGUUUAUUUAUGCAAUGCACAUCUGUUGACAUGAAUAUCCACCAAUUUCUAUAAAUAGCUUUGAUUCCCAAGCCAAUUACAAGAUCUUCUUAGCUAAAGGUGAAAUGGAAGCUAAUCUAGUUUGAAAACUAAUUAAAUAUCAAGGCACUGUGCAAAUAUUAUGAAAAUUUUUUUGCAUGUUUAGAAACUGCAAGUCACAACCUGUCACAGUUGACUGUGAAUUUGUAAAAAAUCUGAGAGUGUAUCUGUUCUUUCUACCUAUAGAACUGGAUAUAGAGGUUAGUGCUGUCUUCCUUACGGAAUUGCACAGCCCUUUCACAGUCUGAGAGGGAUUUUGUUUGUUUUUUUUUUUUAAUGUGGUGCUACAUAUGGCGUAUGUAUUAAAUGAGAAUAAUCAUCAGUGACCUAAUACUACUCAAAAUUUUUUUUCAUUUGUUGUCAUCAUUGUUAAAGGGCUGUGUCUAUGUAAUUCUGAAGUUCCUUCUGUCACAGGAGAAGUUACCUGUACAGAGCUCCAAUCCUGACUCAACAGUCACAUCCCAGACUCUUGAGCAGUCUAUGUUCUAAUAAAAUGAAGAAAUGAGAAAAACUUAUAAGCAAGGCAUAACUUUUUAGGUAAAGGUUGAUUUUACUGUUGAAGGAACAUUCUUCUUCAGCUAAGAGUGAAAGUCAUUGUAGUAACAUCUGAUUUUGACAAAAUUCAUGGAGUUUCCUGAAGUUUUUAUUCAUGUGUUUCUGUGUCUGGAAAGACUGAAACAAUUUUCUUGUAUGUUAGUAGGACAGUCUGUUUGCGGUGCAAAAAGAAGACUGAGUGUUCUAAUUGUUUUGCCAUGUUUUAACUUAGCUUUGACUUACUUUUAGGUUUAUAUAUUAUUUUUUAGUCAAAGUAUACAUUGUGACACUACCUGAAAAUCACCAUGCCCUAAGUAGUUUCAUUGUGAAUUAAACUGUCUGAUUAAAUUUAUAUUUUCUGCAGAUUUUUUCCCCCCGAUGUUUUAAUAACUACAUAUAUCACUGUCACUUAAUCUAGAAGCCUUUCUUUUUCUUGCACAAAACAUUAAGGUUUUAGAUCUUAAAUCAUUUAGCAUAGCAUUGUCAGACUGCUGAAUAGCAAAAAAAGUGCUGUCAUAGUGCAAUAUUUGGCUAAAACUGUCAACUUUAAUCAGAAAGAUCUUUUGUUUGUUGUAAUAAAAUAAACACUUGAAGAAAAGUUAUUCAGUAAAAGUUUAUGGAAAUGCUUUUGGUAGAAGCUUGAAUAGAAAUAGGCUUCCAAGUCUAAUGUGUUUACUGGAAUGGAGCAUACUGGCACAGGUCAGCUAAACAGUUCUGAUAACAGGGGGAGCUGACUAUAAAGAAGCUUUACAUUGUAUCAGAUAGCUAUCUUAAUCAUCUCUGAUUACCUAAAGAUAUUUAAUGUAUUUUCUACCUUGUCCUCCUUUUUAAUUUUUUCUUUUUUUUUUUUUCUUUUUGAUUUGGUGAGGUUGCUACCAAAAAACCAUGAGCUGCUUCUGGGACUUGCCAUGUACCCUUUAAAUCCUCUUGUUCAUUUUGUGGUGUCUGAGGAACUUUGUACUGACAUGAAAAUAGAGUUACAAUUGCUUCCUGUGCCAGAAUCUCAGCAGUGGUCCCAGAGAAGUUUGUAAGGAAACCAUGAUAGUUGCAGGAUUUAAGGUGAUAAAAUUGCCUACAGCGAGAGAGGAUGGUAGACAUGAGUGUCACCUGGAAGUGUCUGAAGAAGCUGGAUCAGCCAUUUAUAUUUGCAUUAAACCAGGAACAACUGCUGCUUCAGAAACUGCAUCUGUGUCUGUUGCUCCAAAAUAUGUUUAUACUCCCCUCAAUCAUCUAAAAGAUGGAACUAUAGUGAACUUGUAUGGCGUUGUGAAAUUCUUCAAGCCUCCAUAUAUUAGCAAAGGAACUGAUUAUUGCUCAGUUGUAACACUGGUGGACCCAUCAAAUGUGAAGUUGACAUGCAAUCUUUUUAAUGGAAACGUAGAUUUUCUACCAAAAAUUUACAAAGUUGGAGAUAUUGUUCGAUUUCAUAGAAUAAAGAUCAGGGAAUACAAUGGACAGAUGCAGGGAAUUACCAGUGGGGGAUUUGCAUCCUUAACUUUUGAUGGAACUGUAGGAGCUCCAGUAGUUCCUCGAGCUUCUAGCAGAGACUACACUUUCUUGGAUGAAGAACGGAAAACGAUAGAAGAAUUACGUAUUUGGGCAGCCAGUAAUAUUUCCAUCUCUGGACCAGCAACAAAAUUGUCUGGUGUUGAGCCAAUGCUGUUCUUUGAUCUUACGUGCCAGCUGGUAGGAAAAGCAAAAGUGGAUGGAUCUUCUUUUCUUCUAAAGGUUUGGGAUGGCACUAAAUGUCCCUACCCCACAUGGAAGGUGCCUGUGGAAGCAAAAGACCUGGAAGGGGAAAAAGUUCUUCUUCAUCAGCUGAGAAAUCUAACAGUGGACAUUCUAGUCUAUGAUAAUCAUGUACACCUGGCAGAAUCACUUAAGAUUGGAAGUUUUCUGAGAAUUUACAGUAUUCAUACGAAACAAGCAAGUGCUGACAAUGAAGAUGUCUCACAUAUAGAAUUUCAUCUUCAUGGUGGCACUUGUUAUGGUCGAGGAAUAGGAGUGUUGCCAGAAAGUAACCCAGAUGUUAAGGAGCUAAAAGCAUUUUUAGAAUCUGUGGAACUGACAGACAGUCAGGAUAUGGAAAGCAUGUGUUCAAUGGACGUGGACAGCACUUUUGGCAAUGUUACAGAUCUUGAAUUGCACUUGCAGAGAUGUCAGCAACUAUCUGUUACAGUAUUAACAGAUCAUCAGGAUUUGAGUAACACAGAACUGAAAACCAUAACAAGCAGCACAGCACCUCAACAGUAUCGCAUUAGAGCAAAGCUGAGAACUUACAAACCCCAAAAGCUCCAUCAGUCUGUUAAACUUCAUUGUUCCAAAUGCAACUCUUUGCAAGAAGUUCCAGAUAGAGAUGACUUUGACUCCAUUUUACGCGGCUCUGCCAGUACUGCCCCAAACCCAGAAUUACGCAAUACAUCCUGGUAUGAAUCUGUAACAUGGACUACACAAGAGCAGAAGCAGAGGGAAAUAGCCAUCCAUUUUGUGAAGCAUGAUGAAAUGCUUCAACAUCCUGAAGACACCUUGCUUAUGAUAGAAGGUGGAACUCUGAAAGAAAUCUGGAAGCUUUCAAAAAGAUUUAAGUGUGUUAUUCCUGUGAGAUCCACAGAAGAUGAUCUUGAAUUAUUAGAUCUUUCAGCUCCUUUUCUUCUACAAGGGAAUGUAAAAUAUUAUGGGUGCAAGCAGUGUUCAACUCCAAAGCCUAUGAAGAAUCUAAGUUCCAUUGCAGCAGAACAGCAACCAUCAUGGGAACCAGCUGAAAUUGCACAAGUUUUAGGUAUUGAACUGCUCCAGUAUGUUUUUAUUAUGAAGUUUACACUGGUUGAUGAAACAGGAGCACUAAAUGCAUACCUUUUUGAUAAUGAGAAGUUUUUCCAAAUUCCUGCCUCUGAAAUCUUAACUAGUAAUUUUCUUCAGCAAAAGAUGCAGAUGACCAUGGAUACACUCUGCCCUCCAGGAAGAAAACUAGAUGACUUGCCGUGGCUGGAGUGCUUCAUCAGGUCCUAUAAUGUCAGAGACGCGAUGAAAAAUCAAGUUUAUUACCAAAUUUUUGACACUACAGUUGCUGAAGAUGUUGUAUAGUCAUGUGUUGCUAAUUGGAAGUAAUCCAGUAAGAAUCAGUUUCUGGGUGGGGGCUAGGAUCAGAGAUUGUAUUUAAAAAAAAAUCAUUGUUCCUUUCUUAGGAAUUUAACCUGUUUUUACGAACUUUUACUUUAUGUGUGAAUGGAAAUGGGAAUUAUACUCUGAUAUGUUUGCUUUUUUCCUGGCACAUGACUUCGUGAUCUAAGGCCAGGUGGAGGUUCUAAGCUUCUCUCACUGGAAGCUGCUUGGCUUAGGCUGAUGGGAGCAAUCUGCUUUCCAUCUGUCCUUCAUAAAGGCAGUGAUGAGGUUACUCUAAAUUUGUGAAUUUUACUCAGAAAAAUGUAGUCAUUGUGUGUUCGUUUUUGUAUUAAAUUGUUGUAUUUUUGUAUUAAAUUAUGUCAACAGAGGCAGAGAGAAAGACAUCUUCAGUAAACUCAGACUACUUUGUACAAGCCAAUAUUACUGUUCUCAGUUUGACAGGGAGGUUGGUUUUUGGAGACUUCUUUCAUUUUGUACUGAUUUGUACAUUUAGACAAACUCCUCCCAUUAGUGACACUCAAGUAACUGCUACGUGUACCAGUUUCUGCAGAUCCUGAUGGCAUUGUGAACAUGGCCAUGUAUUGAUUACCACUAAAACUAAAGUCAAGCCAUGAAAGUAAACUAGUGUAAAAUUGUAAAAUGUAAUGAUUCUGAGGUGGCCUGGUUGGGUACCAAAGUUGUUUGCAUGUUUAUUAGCUGGGUCUGUGUUUUCAAAGGCUCGAUCUGCCUUUUCCAUCUUACAUAAUCAGAUUGUGUGCCUAAAUUUAGAGAUACAAAACUGAUCUGGUGCUAUCAUGGAUUGAAAAUUCUGCUGACUAGAAAACUGUAUGGUGGCUUUACUUUGCAUUCAGAAGUCUCUAGGACAAGUUCAGAACAUGUUUCUCUAAGGAUAAUUAAUGUAGAAAUCCCUGUCAAAUCGAAUGCUUUCCAUCAGAACAAAAUUAGUAUUUACAGCAGAUGUUUUUAAAGAAUUUCAGAAGCAAGAUGGGGUAUUUGUAAGUAGAUUAUUGUUUUGAUAGUAGAUGACAAUUUUGUUUUCCAUUUUUGAGGGCCAUUUAAUUUGAGGGCAAUUUGUCUUAAAAUUUCAUCAAAUAUACCCCGGUAAUUUUCUUGUACUGUAAAUUAUACUGUGUUUAAAUGUCAUAAGCCAGGAUAUUGUUCUUUGUUGAUUGGUGUAUAGGGGCAACCAGUAUUAAAAGUGGUGAGUGCAUAUUUCCUUUAAAAAUUUCUAAAAAAUAAAAAUAUUUUGAAAUUGAACCAGCAGUUUAUCAAAGAGUCUACUGACUUAAGAAAGUUUUCUUGAAUUUUUGCAUAAAUGCACCAAUAAAGAAUAGUUAGAACAAAUGAAUAUUAUAAAACUUAAGACACUGGCCAUACCCAAAUGUUUUCACAAGUUAGAAGUUAAAUUGAAGGCAGUCUUCUUCGCUUUUAUUUUAUAUAGGGUAUAAAAACAUGAAUUUCUAUUUUUAGAUUUUUUGUUAACAACUCUGAAAGAUACUGAUAUUGUACAGUUUUUCUAAUUUGUCUUUGUAAAGUAAUAAAUAAAAAGAUGUUUUGAACUUCAGUGUAAAAUAAAUCAGUUUCACCACAUGUCUUGCCUGAGAUCCCUGCCUAAAAACCCUACAUGUGCAUCACAUAAUUUUUUGACUACUGAAUAUUUUAUUAAAAUCUCUAAUAAAGAUUUCUCCAAGUAAUUUUUUCAUGUA